GGUUCAUAACGAAACGAGUAAAAUACGUUACAUCAUAAAAAUUGUUAAAAAAUGGCUCCAACAAAAAGUAACCUUUGGAAAUUUUUUUCAAAAAAAGGUGUGAAUUUAGUUGUGUGCAAAACGUGUUUGAAACAGAUUAAAACAUCUGGCAAUACCACAAACAUGGCUAAACAUCUAAAAUUACACAAGCAUCUCAAAAAGAUGGUGACAGCAAUAUCAAUAGGACCCCAAAAGCUAGUUCGUCAAAAAUUACAAGUAAUGAUCCAGAAAAAGAAGCUACUGAUACUCCUACUGCUCCCAUCAAUGAGUUAAAAAUUCAGUCAAGCAGCUCCAACCAAAGAUUAGAUUCAGAAGCUAUUGAAAUAUCUUCAAGCGAAGCUUCCUCUUUUUGUGGCCCAAUACAGAGGGCAUUUAAAACCAUUCAAUCUUAUAAAGAGGGUGGAAGCCAAAAUGCCAAAAUAUUAAGCGCAAUUUUAUAUUUCAUAUGCAAAGAUCAUAGACCGUUUUAUAGCCUUGAAGGUAAAGGAUUUCGCCGAUUAAUGAAAGAAGUGGCGCCUCUUUAUACCAUUCCGCAUGUGUCCACGAUUAAAAAUGCACUGGAUAUGAAAUACGAAGCCAUAUCCGAAGUUUACAAGAAAGUUUUUUCCGGAAUUUCUCAUUUUUCGAUAACAUGCGACAUUUGGUCUGAGAUGAUGACUUGUCGAAGCUUUUUAGGAGUAACUGUACAUUAUAUGAUGGAUAAUAAACUAUGUUCAACAUCUAUCGAGGUGCAUGAAUUAAAUGAGCGCCAUACUGGCAGCUAUGUUGGUGCCCAGAUGAAGGAACUUCUAAAUAAAUGGAACAUUGCUGAAGAAAAAGUGGUAGCAUUUAUAACGGAUAGUGGCGCUAACACGGUAAGUGCCAUGCACCAAACUUUUGGGAAAGAUCGGCAUAUUCCGUGCUUUGCUCAUUUAAUAAACCUGGUAACUGAUAUUAUUUUAAAGCCAAAGCCAAAUAAAGAUGAACAAGAACAACACAUACAUCACCACCAUAUUUCCGAGGUAAUAGAAAAAGUACGGGAAAUUGUCAAAUGGGUAAAAAAUAGCGUCAACCAGAGCGGUGAACUUAGAAAAUUGCAAAUAAAUGCUGGUGAAUCUUCAGGAAUUCCCAAAAAGUUGAUUUUAGAUGUAAAAACCCGGUGGAACUCUACGUAUCACAUGUUAAUUCGUUUUAAAGAACUAGCGGGCAUACUUAACGAUUUGCUUUUGUUUGCAUCAAAUGCCCCCAUAAUGGUGAACGCAGUAGAGAUGGUGCAAAUAAAAGAAAUUAUAUUGCUAUUAAAACCUCUGGAAUUUAUAACAAAUGAGCUAUCAGGUGAAAGUUACGUAACCAUAUCGAAAGUUAUUCCACUGAUAAAUUGUUUAAUGAAUAAUAUCGAAACAAUAAAUUUAGAGACCGACAUAGUUCUUGAAGCCAAACAGCAAUUAGUGGCAGAACUCAAAAAAAGAUUUGGAAAAAUAGAAUUCAAUUCAAUUAUAGCGAUGGCAACUAUUUUGGAUCCACGAUUUAAAAACGUACAUUUCAAGGAACCUAGGGCACUUGCAAAUGCAUUUGCAGCCAUUAAAGAAAUGAUGAAAAAAGAAAAUCGUCAUCAGCAUCCGGCAACAUAUACUGAACAAAUAGAAGAAAAAGACGCAAAUGAUUUUUGGAACCAUCAUAAAACAUUACUUGAAAAUAGAAGCCGCCAACCAAAACCUUCUGGUGUUGAAGAACAACUACAAUCAUACCUUAAACAUUCGUUGGCACCCUUAUCCAGUGACCCUUUAGAAGAAUGGACAAAGAUGAAAGCUAUUUACCCUCAGUUGUAUAAAUUAGCCUUGAUGUUCUUUACAGUAGUGGCUACUUCUGUUCCGGCAGAGCGUCUCUUCUCCAAGGCAAGUUUUAUAGUAAGCGAGACUAGAAAUCGGCUCUUGGGCAAAAGACUAAACAAAUUGAUAUUUCUCUCUACUAUUGGAGAAAAUGAUUGGUUUCAAUGAUUCUACACAUAUAUUUUUUUUAAUGUUAAACUACGAG
This is a messenger RNA of Acanthoscelides obtectus, 2052 nucleotides long. The record is from the annotation of a GenBank genome assembly. Lineage: Eukaryota; Metazoa; Arthropoda; Insecta; Coleoptera; Chrysomelidae.